AUGCACAUUCACCACAAGGACCACAAGACGCCUCCUCCAGGAUUCUCCAUCCUCUUGUUGCUGUUCUUGUCCCCAACAGUUUUCUGUUCUAAGCCGGGACUAGAGAUCAUUCCGCCCAAUGGGGAGAUUUAUCUGGGAGAAGAAAAGAACUUUCUAUGUAAAUCGACUGUUGAGGCCACAAUAAAAUGGUUGGAUUCUGCCGGAGAUGAGAUUGAAGAUGAAGACAAUCGUUACAGACAGAAGCAUAUAGACGAGAGUAUACGGAGUGUGUACGUGACGGCGAACAAGGCGGAGCCAGAGCGCACUAUACAGUGUCACGCCGAGUCCGAAUCCGGGGAGACCGCCACUGUGGAGCUGAAACUGAGGGUCAUCCAAAAACCAACAUUUGUGAAGGACGUUGCGACCCGGAAGGAAUUUUCUGCUGAUUCCACAGCCAAGCUGCCCUGUAAUGUGGAGGGGAUCCCGCGGCCCCAGGUCACAUGGUAUCGAUAUGGAAUGCCCAUCACCCCGCUCCCAGGUCACCUCUCUGCCAGUCCUGAUGGGGUCCUGACCAUAGAGAAGAUCCAGCUGUCUGAUGCCGGGAUGUAUUACUGCACGGCGUAUAUCAGAGAGAGGGAGGAGAAGGCGUACAAGAACGUCUCCGUCAUCGUCAACGCCGCUCCGAUCGUUCACUUCAACACCACAAACCCCAACAUCACCUCCAAAUCCAACACGUCCUUCACCUGCUUCGUGAGCGGGCACCCCGAACCCCGCAUCACAUGGAAGAAGGGGGAUGCGGAGGUUCCUCUGGACGGGCAGAAGUACGUUCUGAGCACUGACGGGCUGGAGCUGUCCAUCACUGAGCUGGAGAAGUCUGAUGAGGGGGAAUACACGUGUCACGCUGUCAACAGCUACGGGGAGCACAACACCACGCUGAUCCUGCAGGUCCUGGAUGCCCCUCGGGGUGUAGGAGCCGGGAUGAUCGCCGGAAUAUUCCUCCUCCUCCUCCUCGUGACUCUUCUGGCCGUGGAUCUGACCUGUUAUAGGACCCGACGCCGAGGAUUCCUGAUGUACAUCGCGACCAACGUACUGGGCCGACCGGCACCAAGAGUCGUCCUGGAGGACACGGAUAUAAAGAAGGAGUCGGUGGUGAAUAUUUCCGGGAUUGACGCCUGACGUUCGGCUUCUAACACUGGAUGGAACAGAUGAGGAUGAAGCCGGACGAGGCGCCGCUCUGUGCACUACAAGUCCCAGCAAUCGACAGUCGUCCAUUCUGUAUCAGUAAUAAAGGGGGAGAUACAUCGGUGCCUCCCUGGUUAGGAUCAUGUGACCCUUUACUGAUUCCAAAACACAAGGGGCCGCGACGCUCUGCGGAGCUCCUGAACUUGCAUUACGGCCACACCCCCCCCCCCCCAACUAUGACAAUA
Molecule: messenger RNA, 1406 nt
Organism: Hyla sarda
Lineage: Eukaryota; Metazoa; Chordata; Amphibia; Anura; Hylidae
Product: neural cell adhesion molecule 1-like
Exons: 9
Coding region: 1-1155 (384 amino acids)
Biological process (GO): homophilic cell-cell adhesion
Cellular component (GO): plasma membrane
Source: RefSeq, a predicted model, not a curated record